Molecule: messenger RNA, 912 nt
Organism: Centruroides sculpturatus (bark scorpion)
Lineage: Eukaryota; Metazoa; Arthropoda; Arachnida; Scorpiones; Buthidae
Product: KRAB-A domain-containing protein 2-like
Exons: 1
Coding region: 1-912 (303 amino acids)
Biological process (GO): DNA integration
Molecular function (GO): nucleic acid binding
Source: RefSeq, a predicted model, not a curated record
AUGAAAAUGAAACAAGCUGUUCAUUACAGGCGUAUAAAGCGUUACGACAUUUUGACUAUAGAAAAACUAAUUGCACCUAUGAAGAAGGAGGAUGGAGAAAUAAGGUAUUACAUUUGUUACGAGGAUUUAUUCAAUAUUCUCGAAGAAACGCGUGUUGCUGUUGGCCACGGUGGAAGCACACGGAUGCUUAAGGAAUGUAACCGCAAGUAUAAAAAUGUAACAGUUGAGGCUACUAUGACAUAUUUGAAGCUAUGUCAACCUUUCCAAAAGAAACAGAUUUUGAAAAAGGGCAUUGUUGUCAGACCUAUACUUCACAGUGAAAUGAAUUCACGCUGUCAGGUUGAUCUAAUAGAUCUACAAACUACCCCAGAUCGAAAUAAAUUUAUUUUAGUUUACCAAGACCAUCUUACCAAAUCUGUGAUCUAUCGUGCGCUUCAAACUAAACGCACCGUAGAAGUUGCAUACCAUCGUUUGGAUAUUUUCACCAUUUUUGGAGCGCCGAGCAUCCUUCAUUCCGAUAAUGGUCGAAAAUUCUCUAACCAAGUUAUUGAGAGUUUAUGCUCUAUGGGGCUGGAUGUAAAAAUCGUACAUGGAAAGGCAAGACAUAGCCAAAGUCAAGUAUCAGUAAAGCAUGCUAAUCAAGACAUAGAAAAUAUGUUCAGUACGUGGAUGGAAACCAAUCAGAUAUCAAAGUGGUCAGAUGGUUUAAGAUUUAUUCAGGCAAUGAAAAAUAGAGCAUAUCACGAGGGAAUCAAAUGUUCCCCCUACAAAGCAAUGUUUGGUUGUCCAAUGAAAAUGGGCCUUGCAACUUCAGCAAUCCCUAGUGAUAUGAUUAGAGUUAUAAAAUAUGAUCAAGAUUUAGAGAAAUUGUUGCAUUCGCAUGACAAUAUGAAACAAAAUAAUGAUGUCUAA